UCUUGUUGAAUAGAAAACCUAAUCCCUUUCGUUUUGCCCUCAAUUGUUAUUGAUACUUAUUUUAUCGAGCAAUAAACAGAGCGAAUUAACUCCAUGGGUUCCAAAUCCAAGAGCGAUAACCCCCUCAGUGGAGAUGGAGCUAGCCCCGGGAAGAUAUUUAUCGGCGGAUUGGCCAAAGAUACUACUUUUCCUCAAUUUAAUAAGCACUUUGGAAAGUAUGGGGAGAUAAUCGAUUCUGUAAUUAUGAAAGACCGAUACACAGGCCAGCCUCGAGGUUUUGGAUUUAUUACAUAUGCUGAUCCAUCUGUUGUGGACAAGGUCAUUGAGGAAGAUCAUAUCAUCAACGGAAAGCAGGUUGAGAUAAAGAGGACAAUUCCUAAAGGCUCUAGUCAGUCAAAGGAUUUUAAGACAAAAAAGAUAUUUGUUGGUGGUAUACCAUCCUCAACCACAGAAGUUGAAUUUAGGAAUUUCUUCUCCAAGUAUGGAAAUGUGAUCGAGCACCAGAUUAUCCGUGAUCAUGCAACCAAUAGGUCUCGUGGAUUUGGCUUUAUAAUUUUUGAAAGUGAAGAGGUUGUAGAUGAUAUGUUAUCAAAAGGAAAUAUGAUUGAUAUGGCAGGUACCCAGGUGGAGAUCAAGAAAGCUGAACCAAAGAAAUCCUCAAACCCACCACCUGCUCCUUCAUAUGGUAGCAAUUCUAGGGGCCGUUCUUACGAUGAUGGUUUUGGUGGAUAUAGUGGGUCAUAUGGGGGUUUUGAUGGAGGGUUUGGUCCUGGUCCUUAUAGAACACACGGGAGUCUUGGUGGUAGACUUGGUGGUGGUUAUGGUUAUGGUAGCGGUGGUGGUGAAUUUGGUGGAGGUUAUGGCGGUUUUGGAGGGAGUAGCUUAGGAGGCUACCGAGGUGAAUCUUCCCUUGGUUAUUCUGGCCGCUUUGGUUACGUUGGUAGUUUUGGUGGGGGUUAUGGUGGAAGUGGUGUAGGUGGCUAUGGUCGAGGAGCUGAUGGUUAUGGUGGUUAUGCAGGUUCAGGUUAUGGUGGUGGUUAUGAAUCUGGUCCUGGUGCUAGUUAUGGAGCAGGUGGGAUUUAUGGAAGGGGGGGCUAUAGUAGCAGUAGUCGAUACCAUCCAUAUGCAAGAUAGAAUGGAGACGUUGUGAUGAAGUUGCUUAAUGUUUGCCAUAGAAGUUCCAUUCAGGCUUUAGAUCUGCACUGUGCAUCACUAGGCACUUUCUCACAAGUACUAGAAGCUUCUACUUAUAGCAUGUGGGAAAGGCUUUCAAGAUCAGAGGACAUAUCAUGUUAGACUAUUGUUCUAUUGUACGGUUUAGAAAACCUUCAUAUACGUGUGUGAUUGCCUUGUUCUAGUCUAUUGUUAUUUGAUUUAUUAUGUAGACUAUAGCAAGAUAUUCUGGACUUCUCUAGUUAGAUAUUUUUUUCCCCUUAGUU
Messenger RNA from Hibiscus syriacus, 1439 nucleotides. Its product is annotated as heterogeneous nuclear ribonucleoprotein 1-like. NCBI's taxonomy places the organism in Eukaryota, Viridiplantae, Streptophyta, Magnoliopsida, Malvales, Malvaceae. Gene Ontology annotation, biological process: regulation of gene expression. Gene Ontology annotation, molecular function: RNA binding. The transcript is spliced from 6 exons. The record is from RefSeq and is a predicted model, not a curated record. Gene Ontology annotation, cellular component: nucleoplasm. The coding region runs from base 94 to 1134 and encodes 346 amino acids.